This is a messenger RNA of Camellia sinensis, 1720 nucleotides long. RefSeq names its product 2-oxoisovalerate dehydrogenase subunit beta 1, mitochondrial. The record is from RefSeq and is a predicted model, not a curated record. Gene Ontology annotation, cellular component: oxoglutarate dehydrogenase complex. Lineage: Eukaryota; Viridiplantae; Streptophyta; Magnoliopsida; Ericales; Theaceae. Gene Ontology annotation, biological process: branched-chain amino acid catabolic process; response to nutrient.
GAGUUUGUUCCCAUUUGGAAUUGCACACUAGCAUAGCACCACCACUCUCAGUUGUACCGCCACGCCACGCCACGCCACGCCACGCCACUCGGGAAAUCUGUGAUCGUGGGUGGGUGCACGCACAGAGGUUCCCAGUACCAUCAAUUAAUGUAUACAAAAAUGGCCAACAGUUUGAGGAGAUUUGCAAGGUUGGGUUGUUCUAAGACUAGGACUAGUAGUAAUAAUACUAUUCCUAUUCGGGGGACCAGCAGCAGCAGCAGUGGUGGUGAGGGUGAGAUUAAUCUCCGGCAGCAGCAGCAGCAGCAGCAGCAGCAAGAGAGUGAAUGUGAAAGUGAGAGUGGGAGUGUGGUUGGGGGGAAGUCGAUUAACCUCUUCUCUGCUAUCAACCAAGCCCUUCACAUCGCCUUACAUUCUGAUCCUCGUGCUUAUGUAUUUGGAGAAGAUGUGAGCUUCGGCGGAGUGUUUCGAUGCACAACAGGAUUAGCUGAUCGAUUUGGCAAACACAGAGUUUUUAAUACCCCUCUCUGUGAGCAGGGCAUCGUUGGAUUUGGGAUCGGUUUGGCUGCAACGGGCAAUCGAGCGAUCGCAGAAAUUCAAUUUGCAGACUAUAUCUAUCCAGCAUUUGACCAGAUUGUUAAUGAAGCUGCUAAAUUCAGAUAUCGGAGUGGCAAUCAAUUUAACUGUGGAGGUUUAACUAUAAGAGCACCAUAUGGAGCUGUGGGUCAUGGUGGGCAUUAUCACUCGCAAUCCCCUGAAGCUUUCUUUUGUCAUGUUCCUGGCAUCAAGGUUGUCAUUCCUCGAAGCCCUAGACAAGCAAAAGGGUUAUUAUUAUCAUCCAUACGUGACCCAAACCCUGUUGUCUUCUUUGAACCAAAGUGGCUUUACCGUUUGGCCGUGGAAGAGGUUCCAGAGCAUGAUUAUAUGUUGCCUCUAUCAGAGGCAGAGGUGAUUCGAGAAGGUAGUGACAUAACACUGGUUGGAUGGGGAGCUCAGCUAUCUGUCAUGGAACAGGCCUGUGUUGAGGCAGAAAAGGAUGGAAUUUCUUGUGAACUGAUAGACCUAAAAACUCUAAUACCUUGGGACAAGGAAACAGUAGAGACCUCCGUUAAAAAGACUGGAAGGCUUCUUAUUAGUCAUGAAGCUCCAGUAACUGGUGGAUUUGGCGCUGAAAUUUCUGCUUCCAUUGUCGAACGUUGCUUCUUGAGGUUAGAAGCUCCAGUGGCUAGAAUUUGCGGGCUGGACACUCCUUUUCCUCUUGUUUUUGAACCCUUCUACAUGCCCACCAAGAACAAGAUAUUGGAUGCAAUCAAAUCAACAGUGAAUUACUAAGCAACCGACUCUGCUCUGCUUUGCUCUGCCCCCUCAAUAUGUAAGUUGUGUUCCGUUCAUUAGACAGAUGAUGUGAUGUGAUGUGAUCAUCAACAGCAGCAUUGUGUAGAUUAUGAGAAGUGGUGGACAAAAAUGGAAGAGAAAAGCCAAGAAACAAAAGUACUUUUUGGUCGUGUCUUGUCCCAAUCCCAUUCCACAUUGAAUGUGUAGUAUAUAUUUAUGUAUGUACUGUAUGCAAUAAGAGAUUAUGAGUGAUUCUUGCCAUUCUGGUGGAAAAUAAAUAUUGAUAGUCUGAUUAUAAUGUUUAGUACUAGUACACUUGGUGAGAAAUUUUUUUGAUUUUCUUGAAGUGGCCUCUCCUUUUAUAAUAAUAAUAAUAAUAUUCUAUGUA